AUGACUUGCAGCCCCCGAAAGAAGAAGUGCACGCUCCCCUGGUGGUUCCAGAUCAUCGCCUGGCUCCUCGUCGUCGCCUGCAUCGGGGUGAGCGUCUUCUUCCUCUGGGCCUAUGGGAUCACGUUCGGCAACGACAAGACAACCAAGUGGGUCACCUCACUCGUCACCUCCUUCUUCUCCUCCAUCCUCCUCGUCCAGCCAAUCAAGGUGUUCUUGAUGGCGAUCUUCUUGAGUGUGGUUUGCAAGGCGGAACCGGACGAUGACGACGCCGACGAGGACGAGGAAGAUCCCAGUCUCCGAUACGACGAACAGUGGAUCCACGAAACCGAUGGAAACCGGUGGAAGGACAAAAAGUUGGGCUAUCGCCCGAUGAACCGGGCGGCGUUGGAGGCAGCCAGAGAGAAGAGGAUGAGGGAGGUGAAGAUGUGGGACGUGAUGAAAGAAAUCGCCUCCUACGUCUUGUACCUCUGGGUACUUCUGGUCCAGGACACCGACAAGUUCUGGCAGUGGGUCCACGGGGUCGUGAUGGACGAGGUACGGGCCCAGAACUGGUACAACGGGGAUGCCCCCUGGGGCCUCAGGGGAUUCAUGAACGACCGGGUGAACCGCAUCCUCGGCUACCCGAUCAUGAGGCAGAUCAGGGUCGUCAACGAUUCUUGCACGCUUCCUUGGCAGGCGAGGAACUUUACUCACUGUGCGGGGCUGUCCAACGUGAUUCACGAAGAACGUCGAGAUUUCUGCGUUUUUUGGAAACUACGCAGCGAAGUUGCAGACCCGAUCACCAACUGCUCUUGGGAUGAAUUCAAGUUCAACACGGCGGAAGACCUGCAGGGCCUGCCGAUCGUGGGGAUGCUGGACGUCUACAGCGGCGGGGGGUACGUCAUCCGGCUCAAGGGACGGGAGUCGGAGAUCCGGGAUAGGCUGCAGCAGUUGCAGCAUUUGGAGUGGUUCGAUGCCCACACGAGGGCCGUCAUGCUCGAAAUAUACACCUAUAAUGCUCAGGUAAACCUGUUCGGAGUGUUGAGAGUGAUGGCGGAGAUGCUCCCCGGCGGGGGCCUGAAGCCGAGCUGGCGCUUCGACGGCAUCCGACUGCUCCAGUAUCACACGGGAUUCGGUCUCUUCGUCCUCGUCUGCGAGAUCCUCUACGUCAUCUUCGCGCUCUACUUCACCUACCGGGCCUUCAGGGCCUGCUGCAAGAGCACGCGCGCCUACCUGCGGAGUUACUGGAGCUACGCGGAGAUGGGGACGGUGCUGGUGGCGUGGACCGCCGUGGGGCUCUACCUCUACCGGGUCUUCCUCACGAAGGACGUCCUCCAGCGGGUGCAGGAUACGUACGGGAACGAGUACAUUCGGCUUCAGUAUGUCGCGCUCGUGGAUGAGAUUCUUGGCUACUUGAUCGCUGCUCUCACCUUCGUCGGGACCAUCAUGUUUCUCAAGUUGCUGCGAUUCAACAAGCGGAUCGGCGUUCUCUCGUCCACGAUGAAGCAAUGCUGGGACGACCUCAUCGGCUACGCCAUCGUAUUCUACGGCGUCUUCAUCGCCUUCUGCCUCAUGUUCUAUCUCUUCUUCUUCCGGGAACUGGAAGAAUGGCGCAACUUCGUCACGGCCUUCGAGACCUGCUCGUCCAUGAUGCUGGGGAAAUUCCAGUUCGAUUCCAUGAAGAAUACGAACGUGGUGGCGGCCAUCUUCUUCUUCUUCUUCGCCAUCAUCAUGAGCAUCAUCAUGCUCAACCUGCUGCUCACGAUCAUCAUCAGGGCCUUCGAGGCCGUGAAGCGGGACGUCGCGAAGCAGUCCAACGAAUACGAGAUCCUGGAUUUCAUCUGGGGGAGAUUCCGAACGUUCAUCGGGAUGCCGUUGCACGGGGGGAGCGCGGUGGCGCCGGAGGGACGAGGGGGAGCGGGAGGAGCGGAGAUGGCGAAGGAGGAUCCGGGGGCGGCACAGUUUCCGAUCAAGGUGGAUCGGAUGCUGGAGUACAUCAAUAGGAUCUACUUCGAUGGGAGUCUGGAUCUGGAUUCGAAGGAGGGGCUGAAGAAGAAGUCGAGGAAUAUCAGCGGACGGAAUACCGGUCACAUUCGGGAAUGA
Darwinula stevensoni is the source of this 2082-nucleotide messenger RNA. Lineage: Eukaryota; Metazoa; Arthropoda; Ostracoda; Podocopida; Darwinulidae. The record is from the annotation of a GenBank genome assembly.